Hyalella azteca is the source of this 553-nucleotide messenger RNA. RefSeq names its product NHP2-like protein 1 homolog (gene hoip). Bases 116 to 508 code for a protein of 130 amino acids. Gene Ontology annotation, molecular function: RNA binding. The record is from RefSeq and is a predicted model, not a curated record. Gene Ontology annotation, cellular component: nucleolus; U4/U6 x U5 tri-snRNP complex; small-subunit processome. The transcript is spliced from 3 exons. NCBI's taxonomy places the organism in Eukaryota, Metazoa, Arthropoda, Malacostraca, Amphipoda, Hyalellidae. Gene Ontology annotation, biological process: mRNA splicing, via spliceosome; ribosome biogenesis; maturation of SSU-rRNA.
ACGUUUUCGCGGAAGUUUCGGUGAACAGUAGUUACAGUACCCAAUGAAGUAAGGUAUUCUUACCGAGGGUUUGUUGUUCAACUUCGCUCACUUUUUAUCGGUAAACUAAGAAAUUAUGAGUGCUGAAGAAUCCCGUGUUAGUCCCAAGGCUUUCCCCCUUGCGGAUGCUGCCCUCAGCCAGAAGUUGCUGUCACUGACACAGCAGUGCACUUCCUAUCACCAGGUCCGGCGUGGUGCUAAUGAGGCUACAAAGGCACUGAACCGUGGUCAGUGCGACCUGAUCAUACUGGCAGGCGACACCGAGCCAAUCGAAAUUCUGCUGCACCUGCCGCUGUUGUGCGAGGACAAGAACGUACCUUACGUCUUCGUGUCGUCCAAGGCAGCGCUGGGACGAGCAUGUGGCGUCACGCGCGCCGUCGUCGCCGUAGCCAUCCUUUCCAAUGAGGGAUCGCAGCUCAAGACUCAGAUCCAAUCCAUCCACAGAGAGAUUGAAAAAUUAUUGUUCUAAUAAGCCUCCAAAUCGUUAAAUGAUCUCAAUAAAAAAAUAUUGAAG